CGUCCAUGUCGCGCCCCGAUUUCCCUGGGUCCGGUUCAUGCCCUCCCUGUCCCAAGGAAUCCAUGCCGUGCUCCGGGAAUAGAGAAGGCUGUAUAUAGAUCCUGGCCGCUGCUCCUCCCGUCUUGGCCCCCCCGUCUUGGCGCGCCUCGUCCUCUCUUUUACUACUGCUGCUUCACUUCUUUCUCACUUGCUGAGCGCGUCGCCCGCUCUUGCCAGAGCCCUUUUAUUGCUCGACGAGAGCUGUGACGUGAAGUAAACGAACAUAAGGGUGAACAACAACAAUAAUGGCAGAGAACGGGACCAACAUUACCUCGCCGCCCGCGCGGCAGCAGGUCGUCGCCAGGACCGCCGGCGGCAACUCGGCCUACCACAACUUCCACAACGACUUCACGCACGUCGCCGACCUCAACGAGCGGCGACGCCUCGCCCUCGCCGAGGUCGACAAGGCGCCGUUCGGGUGGUACCACGUCCGCGCCUGCGUCGUCGCCGGCGUGGGCUUCUUCACCGACUCGUACGACAUCUUCACCGCCUCGCUGCUCACCAUCAUGCUCGGCAUCGUCUACUACCCGGGCGUCGGCAAGAUGCCCACCACCUCCGACAACGCCAUCAAGCUCGCCACCUCGGCCGGCACCGUCGUCGGACAGCUGGGCUUUGGUUUCCUCGCCGACUUGGUGGGGCGUAAGCGCAUGUAUGGUCUGGAACUCAUCGUCAUCAUCUUCGCGACCAUCGGGCAGGCGCUCACCAGCGGCUCGCCCUCGUGCGACAUCAUCGGGCUCAUCAUCUUUUGGCGCGUCAUCAUGGGUGUGGGCAUUGGUGGUGAUUACCCGCUCUCGUCCAUCAUCACCUCCGAGUUCGCGACCACAAAGUGGCGUGGUGCCAUGAUGGCUGCCGUGUUUGCCAUGCAGGGCAUGGGCCAGCUCUGCGCCGCCUUCGUCAUGCUCUUCGUCACCCUCGGCUUCAGGGGUUCACUCGAGGGAGCCGCCUCGGUCAAGGCCUGCACGGGCGACUGCCAGGUCGCCGUCGACAAGAUGUGGCGCACCCUCAUCGGUUUCGGCGCCGUCCCUGCCUGCAUCGCGCUGUACUUCCGUCUGACCAUCCCCGAGACGCCCCGUUACACCUUCGACGUCGCCCGCGACGUUGAAAAGGCCCAGGACGACGUCAAGGCCUACAUGUCGGGCAAGCGCGAGGGCGACCCCGACGCCAUGGCCCAGGUCGCCACCUCGCGCGCCGCCAAGGACAACCUCGAGGUGCCCAAGGCCAGCUGGGCCGACUUCCGCCGCCACUACGGCAAGCCCAAGAACUUCCUGCUCCUCUUCGGCACCGCCGGCUCGUGGUUCUGCCUCGACGUCGCCUUUUACGGCCUGUCGCUCAACAACGGCGUCAUCCUCGAGGCCAUUGGCUUCUCCACCAACAACGUCCACAACGUGUACGAGUUCCUAUACAACACGGCCAUUGGCAACCUCAUCAUCGUCCUGGCCGGUGCCGUGCCUGGGUACUGGGUCUCGGUUGCCACCAUUGACACGCUCGGCCGCAAGAAGAUUCAGCUCGGCGGCUUCAUCAUCUUGACCAUCCUCUUCAUCGUCAUGGGAUUCGCCUAUCACAGCAUUUCCAAGAACGGUCUGCUUGCCAUCUAUGUCUUGGCGCAGUUCUUUUUCAACUUUGGCCCCAACACGACAACCUUCAUCGUCCCCGGUGAAGUCUUCCCCACGCGCUACCGAUCCACCUCGCACGGCAUCUCCGCCGCCUCGGGCAAGAUCGGCUCCAUCAUCGGCCAGGGUGCCAUCUCGACGCUCCGCACGCACGGCGCCGUCAAGUCGGGCGACACCCCCUGGAUGGACCACGUGCUGGAGAUCUACGCCCUCUUCAUGCUUCUGGGGUGCUUCACCACGCUCCUCAUCCCCGAGACGGCCCGCAAGACCCUCGAGGAGCUCAGCGGCGAGGACGACUUCGCCGUGCAUGGCCGCUUGGGCUCCGUCAGCGCCCACGAGCGGGCCAACAGCAACGAGGACGACACCGUCAAGGCGGCUUAGGUGGAGGGCUGCACACCUGGUGACCGGCCGGCACACCAGGCGACGCCCCCCUUCCAUUCAUUAUAGACAAUCAAAGAACGUAUGUAUCAAUCAUGUAAUCAAAGGCCAUUUACAAUUCGACGUCGGCUUGCUCUUUGCUCGGCCUCGACGAUUGGCCGAAAGGGGGCAAGGUCUUGCAAACCCCAAGAGUCGGCUGUCAUAGAUAUAGUCAGUCAUUAAAGUCGCAUAUAUCCACGUUGUCUCCC
This is a messenger RNA of Purpureocillium takamizusanense, 2275 nucleotides long. It is a transcript of the gene PHO5, whose product is annotated as acid phosphatase pho5. Lineage: Eukaryota; Fungi; Ascomycota; Sordariomycetes; Hypocreales; Ophiocordycipitaceae. Gene Ontology annotation, cellular component: membrane. The transcript has 4 exons. Gene Ontology annotation, molecular function: phosphate transmembrane transporter activity. Gene Ontology annotation, biological process: transmembrane transport; phosphate ion transport. Bases 285 to 2030 code for a protein of 581 amino acids. The record is from RefSeq and is a predicted model, not a curated record.